CCGGCGGCGGCGACAGGGCGAGAGCAGAGCGCGGUGCCAGGGGGGUGGGGGCACCGGUGCCCGUCUGGGGAGGGAGCAGGCGGAGGGGGUAAGCUGCGAUCACAAGCAGGAACCGGCAGCAGCCGAGGCCCAGGGGGGGCCGCAGCCCGGGCCCUUGCCAUGGAGUCCAUGUUUGAGGAUGACAUCAGCAUCCUGACCCAGGAGGCCCUGGGGCCCAGUGAGGUGUGGCUGGAUGCCCCUGGAGACCCCUCCCUGGGGGGGGACAUGUGCUCCGCCUCCCACUUUGCCCUCAUCACAGCCUACGGAGACAUCAAGGAGCGGCUGGGGGGCCUGGAGAGGGAGAAUGCCACACUCCGACGGCGCCUCAAAGUCUACGAGAUCAAGUACCCACUGAUCAGUGACUUUGGAGAGGAGCAUGGCUUCUCUCUGUAUGAAAUCAAGGAUGGCUCCCUGCUGGAGGUGGAGAAGGUCAGCCUGCAGCAACAGCUCAACCAGUUCCAGCAUGAGUUGCAGAAGAAUAAGGAGCAGGAAGAACAGCUCGGGGAGAUGAUCCAGGCUUAUGAGAAACUCUGCGUGGAGAAGAACGACCUGGAGACGGAGCUAGGGGAGAUGCGGGCCCUGGUGGAGACCCACCUGCGGCAGAUCUGUGGUUUGGAACAGCAGCUGCGGCAGCAGCAAAGCCUCCGGGAUGCAGCCUUCCCCAGCCUGAGCCCCCCGCCGGCCCCUGCCCCACCCUGUGCUGAUCUGGACCUGCACUACUUGGCCCUGAGAGGGGGACCUGGCUUGAGUCACGCAGGCUGGCCAGGCCCCACACCGAGCGUGAGUGAGCUGGAGCGGCGGCGGCUAGAAGAGGCUCUGGAGGCUGCCCAGGGAGAGGCCCGGGGGGCUCAGCUCCGGGAGGAGCAGCUGCAGGCCGAGUGCGAGCGGCUCCAGGGGGAGCUGAAGCAGUUGCAGGAGACCCGGGCCCAGGAUCUGGCCUCCACCCAGUCGGAGCGGGACAUGGCAUGGGUGAAGAGAGUUGGAGAUGACCAGGUGAAUUUGGCGCUGGCUUACACAGAGCUGACAGAGGAGCUGGGCCGGCUUCGGGAGUUGAGUUCGCUGCAGGGGAGGAUCCUGAGGACACUGCUGCAGGAGCAGGCCCGGAGCGGCGGCCAGAGGCACUCGCCGCUGUCGCAGCGCCAUUCCCCGGCCCCCCAGUGCCCCUCACCAUCGCCGCCUGCCCGAGCGGCGCCCCCGUGCCCUCCGUGCCAGUCCCGCCCCCAGCGCCGCUCCCCCGGGCCCCCGUGCCCCUCGCCCCAGCAGCGCCGCUCGCCGGCCUCGCCCUCCUGCCCGUCGCCCGUCCCGCAGCGCCGCUCGCCGGUGCCGCCGCCGUGCCAGACCCCCAGCCCGCAGCGCCGCUCCCCAGGGCCCCCCUGCCCGGCCCCGCAGCCCCGGCCGCCGCCGCCCCCGCCGCCGGGCGAGAGGACGCUGGCCGAGCGCGCCUACGCCAAGCCGCCCAGCCACCACGUGAAGGCCGGUUUCCAGGGCCGGCGCAGCUACUCCGAGAUGGCCGAGGGCGCGGGCUACGCGGGCGCCUCCCCGCCCUGGCUGCAGGCCGAGGCCGCCACGCUGCCCAAGCCGCGGGCCUACGGCGGCGAGCUCUACGGCCCGGGCAGGCCCCUCAGCCCGCGGCGCGCCUUCGAGGGCAUCCGGCUGCGCUUCGAGAAGCAGCCGUCGGAGGAGGAGGAGUGGGCCGUGCCCGCCAGCCCGCCCAGCCCCGAGGCGGGCACCAUCCGCUGCGCCUCCUUCUGCGCGGGCUUCCCGGUCCCGGAGUCGCCCGCCGCCUACGCCCACGCCGAGCACGCGCAGUCCUGGCCGUCCAUCAACCUUCUGAUGGAGACAGUGGGCUCUGACAUCCGCAGCUGCCCCCUCUGCCAGCUGGGUUUCCCUGUCGGGUACCCAGAUGAUGCCCUCAUCAAACACAUUGACUCCCACCUGGAGAACAGCAAGAUCUAGGGUGCCUCCCCCACCCACUGGCUGUUUCUCUGCCCUCUCCCAUCAUCCCCACUCACUCACUCACUUUGAAUGCUGCAUGAAUCUCGUGGGGGGCCCCAGCUCCUUACGACCCCCAGAUACCUCCACUAGCUACUGAGUCAAUGUGCGUGCCGUCUUCCCUGGUCCAGGCACCACUCAGCCCUGGCUCUUCCCAGGAGGUCAGCCAAGGCGGCUCCCCAGCUCCCUGAGUUCUGCUGGGAGGUGGGGAUCUGGGCUGGGAUGGGGAGGGGCAUACCCCACCCCAGCCUCUUCCUCUGCCUUUUGGUUCUCAGACAGGGUUGGAUCCAAGAAAGUGUGUAGUGAUUGGGCCUGGGGGAGGGGGAGGGUAUCAGAGGACUCCAGGAGCUGCCCCAGCCCCGCCCCCGAUGUCCGUCUUAUUCAAGCUGUGCUCUGUCUGGAGAACACUUCCCUGUGGGGUCCCAGGGCCUGCCCUGCACACUGAUGCCGGUUCCUCUGUCCUGUGGCCAGCUCGUGGCUUGUGGUGUGGGCUUCCACUGGGGAAGGAGGCGUCUUGUUUCUUGCCAUUCCCUGCAGGCCAGCCCUGUUCUCCCCUUCUGCCCACCCUAGGGAGUAGGGAGGGUGGGAGAGGAGAGGAGGAUCCUGGAGGACUGGGAAGAUCCAGCCUAAUGAGGCUGCCCUGAGGGCCGGGGGGGCCUGCACCAUGACCCUCAGGCCAGGGGACUGUCUGUGCCAGCCUCCCAGGCCCAUGCCCUCCCCCUGGAGCCUCGGUACCGAGGCACACAUUGUUAAGGCAGAUGCUCCCCUCCACCCUUACUCCCCUUGGGUCCCUGACACUGCAGGGGCCCUGGAGCCUGGGUGUGACUCAGCCUCUGUUAGCUGGGUGGGUGUCAUCAGCCCUGCCUCCUAGGCCAGAACCUGAGGAUGGGCCCAGGGUGCUGUGGAGAUCAACUUCAAAAGAGCUAACCCCCUUCCCACGCCCCCGCGACCCACAUUCCCUCUGUGCAAUCUACCUCAGAGUCGUUCCCUCAGAAGGACGGGUAAGCAGGAGGCCAGGGGGUCCCCAGGGCUGAGUUGGGGAGCUUCCUACGGCAAGAGCCUGCACCCCACGAUGACUCCAACCCCCUCCACUGUGAGCUUCUCCUGGGUCUCAGUCCUGGGUGGGUGGCAGUGGACGCUAUUGUCAGUGCAUGUACCAUUCUGAUCCAACUCUUCCAGGCCCCGCACCUCCUCACACCUCUCCCCUCCUCCUCUACGCAGGGGAGUGAAGGGGUGUGUCAGGCGGGGAAGGGGCCAAGGACUCCAGAGACACAUGGCAUUGUACCUUGUGUGUUCCCCCUGGGAGGGGAAAUGGGGAAGGGGGACUGGAGAGGGGAGGUGAGGGCCCCUGAGCUCUCUGAAAAAGUUGAAAGUCCAAAUAAAACUUACCUGUUCCAUA
Messenger RNA from Equus caballus (horse), 3430 nucleotides. RefSeq names its product TBK1 binding protein 1 (gene TBKBP1). Gene Ontology annotation, cellular component: cytoplasm. Gene Ontology annotation, biological process: canonical NF-kappaB signal transduction. NCBI's taxonomy places the organism in Eukaryota, Metazoa, Chordata, Mammalia, Perissodactyla, Equidae. The record is from RefSeq and is a predicted model, not a curated record.